UAGGGUUUUCAAGAGAACCCCAUUGAGAAUCACAUUCAUCCAUCCUUUCCGAAGUCCUACCAAGCCUAUUGGAUAAGAGAUUAUGUUGUCGUUCCUUUGUAGUAGUUCUGGUGGUGCGUUGUUUUCUUCGAAACAGUCUUCUUUUGUAUACGAUAAAAAGAGUAAUCGAGGUCCUGGGUCCUGUUUUCAUCAACGCUUCGUGAGGAGAAACAAUGUUCUUGUCAUCUUUCCAGAAGCCAGUGACUCCGUCUCUUCACCACUUCCUUUAAGAGAUAGCAGUCAGAAACCAACUUCCGAUAAGAACAGUUCAAAGAUGUAUCCUACCAACAGUACAACAACAGCUUCGUCCAAGGAAAAUGUCAAGUCCAAUCAAACGCAUCGAUCUUUUGGAACUACUCAAACAGGAACCAAGUUUGUAUCUUCAGGGGGUGCUGUAAAUCCCUGUGUUAUUAAAGUUGUCGGAGUUGGUGGUGGUGGAAGUAAUGCUGUGAAUCGAAUGUGUGGAAUGGUUGAAGGAGUUGAAUUUUGGUGUAUCAACACUGACGCUCAGGCUCUUUCACGUGUGAAAACGAGCAACUCUGUAACAAUAGGGAGCGAAAUUACUAGGGGAUUGGGUGCUGGUGGGAAACCUGAAGUUGGUAGACAGGCAGCAGAAGAGUCUCAGGCUGCAAUAAGCUCAGCAGUUCAAGGUGGAGAUCUUGUGUUUGUUACAGCGGGCAUGGGAGGUGGAACAGGUUCAGGUGCAGCGCCUAUUGUUGCCAAAAUAGCCAAAGAACAAGGUUGUCUUACUGUUGGAGUUGUGACGAAACCUUUUAGCUUUGAGGGAAGAAGGAGAAUGCAACAGGCAGAGGAGGCAAUCGAGGCUUUAAGGAAAGAAGUGGAUACUUUGAUUGUAGUUUCCAAUGACAAGCUACUUGAAAUUGUCCCCGAGAAUACUGCCUUAGAAAAGGCUUUUUCUGUAGCAGAUGAUAUCUUAAGACAAGGAGUAGUUGGAAUCUCAGAAAUUAUCGUUCGUCCAGGUCUAAUUAAUGUUGACUUUGCCGAUGUUCGUUCUAUUAUGGCAGAUGCAGGUUCAGCUUUGAUGGGAAUUGGAAGCGGUUCAGGCAAAUCCCGUGCCAAAGAUGCCGCAGUUGCUGCCAUUUCUUCUCCAUUACUUGACUUUCCAAUUGAGCGUGCAAAAGGAAUUGUUUUUAACAUUACAGGCGGAAAUGAUAUGACGCUACACGAAAUAAACGCAGCCGCCGAAGUUAUUUACGAAGCAGUGGACUUGAAUGCAAACAUAAUAUUUGGUGCUUUGGUCGAUGAUAGUAUGGAAAAUGAAUUAUCCAUUACUGUCAUUGCUACUGGUUUUCCGCAGCCCUCUGAUAGUGCAUCAUCAUCUAUGACACAAAAAGCAUCUGCUGUUGACGUGACAUCUUUCAUUCAAGGAAGUGCGAGUCCUCGUUCAUCUACUUCAUCUUCUUCAUCAGUAGCCUCACAUGUAACUAAACCCAAGCGUGACAUUCCAGAUUUUUUACGAAGGUUUCAACAAGAAAAUAAAUGAUUUGAAUUGGGCUGGGAUGGUAUAGUUAAGUUUCUCUAUAUCACGAAACCCAAUCGAUUGCAGGGCAAAUAACCCACGAGAGAGAUGCAUGA
Galdieria sulphuraria is the source of this 1635-nucleotide messenger RNA. Its product is annotated as cell division protein FtsZ. Gene Ontology annotation, cellular component: cell division site; microtubule; cytoplasm. NCBI's taxonomy places the organism in Eukaryota, Rhodophyta, Bangiophyceae, Galdieriales, Galdieriaceae. The transcript has a single exon. Gene Ontology annotation, biological process: organelle fission; cell division; microtubule-based process. The record is from RefSeq and is a predicted model, not a curated record. The coding region runs from base 83 to 1543 and encodes 486 amino acids. Gene Ontology annotation, molecular function: GTP binding; GTPase activity.